This is a messenger RNA of Ahaetulla prasina, 4020 nucleotides long. RefSeq names its product cytoskeleton associated protein 2 (gene CKAP2). Gene Ontology annotation, cellular component: microtubule cytoskeleton. The coding region runs from base 117 to 1883 and encodes 588 amino acids. The record is from RefSeq and is a predicted model, not a curated record. The transcript has 9 exons. Lineage: Eukaryota; Metazoa; Chordata; Lepidosauria; Squamata; Colubridae. Gene Ontology annotation, biological process: negative regulation of microtubule depolymerization.
CCAGGCGCGAGAUUAAAUUCAAACGGCCGUGUAGGAUAUCUAGGAGUCGGUUGUGUCGCUUCUGCGGAAAAUCCAGGAAAGUUGGAAAGCUGAAUUCUGUCAACAACAACAACAAAAUGGAAGAUAAAGAAAAUGCCAACAUAUCUACCGGUAUAUGGAACGAAGGAGACAGUAUACUUGAAAACACUUUUGUUGCCCCUAAAAACUUAAGUUCCCAUGUAUUGAAACAAAUUAAAACAGAUACAAAUUGUAAUUCUCCAAACAAUACAACAGUAGCAGAUACUGAAUCUGCAGCAGUAAAAUCCAAGGUUAUAUCAUUUACUCAGACCUUUCUACAGAAAGCAAACGUAAAGAAACAGAUAAAAGCAGAUGUCUCCAAUUCUGUUCCAUGCAUUUCAGAUAAACAUAUACUUGGCUCAUAUCGGGGCAAAAUAGUUUCUUCUAAGGUAAACUCCUUCAGAAAAGUUCCAGCAAAUGAGCCUAGAAAUUCUCUUCCUGCUCUGCCUAAAUCAAGAGUAAAGUCAGCCACAACUAAUACAAGCAUAAGGGAUGCUAAAGUCAUUGGCAAUGCUGGUGCUCCUAAGGCCCUAAAUUCCACCCCUUUUCAGGCCAGUACUGUAAGAGUUUCUGUUUAUCAUCCCAAAACUAUUCUGAAUCAAGAGAAAUUUGGUGGUACAGAGAAUACUGGUACAAUUCAAAAGAACUCUUUCAGCAAUCGGAAAUCACUAUUAAAGACUGCUCCAAUCAAUGCUGAUAAUUCUGUCCCAAGGACAAAGAAACUUGUGUCAUCUAAAACUGUGCCACUUUCUGAAAGUCAUGCUACAAAAUCAAUUACCAAAAAUGCUCCAACUGUAGAUGUGAGAAGCUGGCAACACAGUCAGAUGAGGCUGAGACUUCAACUAGCUGAAUGGCAGGCUUCAAAAGGGACAAAGAAGGUACGUAACACCUUACCUGGAAAUAGCCAGCCUAAAAAAGCAACAUGUCAGCAAACUAUGAAAGAGUCAGUUGAAUCAUUUUGGGCUACCAUUGUUGAAGAAGACGAACAAGGACAGCUUAGUGAUAAGGUCAACAAGACACUUGCAGAAUGUGUGGAUCUCAUUGAAAAGGGCUUUGUAGGUGAAACAGUACAUUCCAUUUUGGAAAAUCUGGUAGUGAAAUUACCAGAAGCAAAAAAGUUUGCUAAGUAUUGGGUGUGCCAGAUGCGUCUUGAACAGUUUCGCUCCACAGAAAAAGUAAUGACUAUUUAUGAAAACGCAAUUCUUGCAGGUGCAGAGCCUAAGGAUGAGCUGCGUCGUACUUUUGCAGAUGUUAUAAAGGCUAGACGAGACCUAUCAAAAACUGAUGAAUGUGUGAAGGAAGAGAACACUGCAAAUCCUGAGAGACCAGUUGAAACAGAGAUAAAAGAGGCUUUCAAGGAAGUCAGUUUGAAUAAUGAGGUGGAACAUAGUAAUGAAGCUUUUCAAGAAUCAACAGAAAUUUGCUCAAAAAUCCAAGAAGACUUUCCUGCGGCAAAAAAGAACAAAAGUAAAGAACAGAUGCAGAAAGACUUUAAAAAUGAAGAAACUGCUGCUAGUGCAGAGAAAGAUAGAAACCUAGAGAUUCAAACUCCUAAAAAUGAAAAAGCCUCAUAUUUAAUAAAAUAUAAUUUGUCAACGACUUCCCAUUUGGAAAGCACAAAGAAAAGGCUGCAGUGUGAUGAUUCUACAAUUAAAAAUCUGAAAUUCCUAACACCUGUAAGACGGUCCUGCCGCAUUCAUGAAAAAGGAAAUAGGUUGCCAAGUAUGCUGAAAGACCAUAGUCCUUGUGUUUCUUCACUUGAACAGCUUGGAGAAUUAGGAGAUGAAGGCACUGGUUUCAUCUAUCGACCAAACAAUGCACUGUAAACUGUCAACACUGCAACUAUGCACCUAUCAGUCAACAGGAACAAAACAGAAUAAAAGCAUAUGUUUUUAUUUAAGCUAAAAUUAAUUCAGUGCAGGUUUUAAAUUCCCAUGGUUUAACUAACUUAAUUUAGCUUUACUGUUACUAAAUAAAUAAACAAAAUAUAUCUAAUAUGGGAAGGAUUGCUAUGCUUUAACAUGUAAAAGAAAUAUUUAAAACAAUCUUGCCAUUGGUGACACUAAACUAAUUGUAUAGUGAGAUGAUAGCAUUUAAUGAAAUUGAACUUUGUGGGCAAUACAAUUAUGUUGUGUCUAGUUUGUAGAUCUGAAGAUAACAAAUAUUGGCAAUAGUCACUAACUUUUUUGAUAAUUUUAAAUGUCGAAUGUUAAUUCACUUUUACUGUUGAUAUUGUAAACUUUAAAAAUUUACCUUUUUAGAAACUUGUUUGAAUUUCAUAAUCUCUUGGUGUGAGAUAUGUAUGUAUGUUGUGUAUUAUUUGUAUGUUGGUAUAUAUAUAUAUGGUCUCUGGUCUAAGACUAAUAAAUUGUUAUGUAAUAAUAAUAAUAAUAACAGAGUUGGAAGGGACCUUGGAGGUCUUCUAGUCCAACAUCCUGCCCAGGCAGGAAACCCUACACCAUUUCAGACAAAUGGUUAUCCAACAUUUUCUUAAAAAUUCCCAGUGUUGGAGCAUUUACAACUUCUGCAGGCAAGUUGUUCCACUGAUUAAUUGUUCUGUCAGGAAAUUUCUCCUUAGUUCUAAGUUGCAUCUCUCCUUGAUUAGUUUCUACCCAUUGCUUCUUGUUCUACCCUCAGGUGCUUUGGAGAAUAGUUUGACUCCCUCUUCUUUGUGGCAACCCCUGAGAUAUUGGAACACUGCUAUCAUGUCUCCCCUAGUCCUUCUUUUCAUUAAACUAGGCAUACCAAGUUCUUGCAACCGUUCUUCAUAUGUUUUUAGCCUCUAGUCCCCUAAUCAUCUUUGUUGCUCUUCUCUGCACUUUCUAGAGUCUUGACAUCUUUUACAUCGUGGCGACCAAAACUGAAUGCAGUAUUCCAAGUGUGGCCUUACCAAGGCAUUAUAAAGUGGUAUUAACACUUCACUUGUUGUAUAUGUUUAUUAUAUAUGCUUGGGUAGGGAAAGAGAUUGAAAUAGAACAUUAACAACAUUAAUUCUUGAGAACUUUGGGGAAAUAAAUUUGCCAGUUUUAUAAAUGCUGUUCUGAAAGAUUUGAGCAGUGGCUGGAAGUGGCAUGCUAAUAAUGAUUUAAUAUAAAAAUGUGAGUGCCUAUUAAGGACAUGAGUAACAAUUUGUCAGUUGAAAUCCAUAGAAGUGGCAAUGACAAUCUUCUUUCAUACUGUUGCUCAGCUACAUAUAGUCUGGAAGUUCAAGAGUAUUUUAACAAUAGAUGUUUAUGGCCCCAUAUAGUUUACAUAUUGAUGAUUAUUUGAAAUUUGUCCACCAACUGAAACUGAAAUGAGUCCAGGCAUUUAACAAAACAUGGUCAUGUAAAAAAGUAAGCACAAUGUUUUACUCUAAAUAUAUUACAGCAAGUAUUUGCUCUUCAUAUCAACAAUAUUUAUAAAGGGGACGUAUAACAAACAUACCCUAUCUACAUUUCUAGUCCAUUGAUUUGCUCUGCUGUUGGAAGUGAGGUAGCCGACCAUGACAAAUCAAAACUCAGGCUUUCAGAGAGGUUAUAUAUGCAAAUGAGGCUAGGGAAGAAUUUUAAAUAUUUGCAAAACAAUUGGAUGUCAAUUCCACUUCCUGGAAGAUCAUCUAGAUAUAGAAAAGAUUUCUAACCACUGCCAAUUUGCCCUUGCCAAACCACCCAACAACUUCAGCAGAGAGUAGGAUGUAAGAUGCUGAUAGAAUUCUCUUAAGAACUCCAGAAUUUUAUGGGUUCUACCAGUAGCUCUUAGCACUAUUGAUGUCAAAGUGGAUGAGUGUACCAGCAGUUAAUUUGAUUCCUAUAUCCUCUAUCUGAUGGCAUUCCUUUUGUAUAGAUGUCUGGUUUUUUGAAGGUUGUAGUACCACUGAAAUAGAUUGAUGUAAAUUGAUAAGUUGUUUUCCUGUUUCAAUUUCCUAGACCAGAUAUUUUCUUCAAUAUUUCCAAUCUUGACAUACCAGCCUCUAUCUACAAG